Molecule: messenger RNA, 2314 nt
Organism: Lobosporangium transversale
Lineage: Eukaryota; Fungi; Mortierellomycota; Mortierellomycetes; Mortierellales; Mortierellaceae
Product: alkaline-phosphatase-like protein
Exons: 2
Coding region: 137-2140 (667 amino acids)
Biological process (GO): dephosphorylation
Molecular function (GO): alkaline phosphatase activity
Source: RefSeq, a predicted model, not a curated record
GCUCACUUUUUGCUGUUGAUUCCUCAGUCCACCAACUCCUAAGACAACUUUCACCCGAUUUUUUUCUUCCUUCCUUCUUUCCUCCCUUCUUUCCUCCCUUCUUCUCUUCCUCCUUCUGCAUCUAUCUUGCUAUAAAAUGGUUAAGAUCUUCUCUUUGCUCUCUAUUGCCACAGCCGUCUCGGCUGUCGCUGCUGCUGGCCUUGAUCCUGCUGGUCAAUUCAAGCGUCUUGGUGCUUGCCCUACCCUUGGAUGUGUUUUCCCUCCAGACAGGAGUGAAUUUCUCGCCGGUGCCCACUUCGAUGUUCGUGUUGAGGUUCAUGCUGAAAAUGAUGCCAAGCCCAACACCGAGUACUCUUUGACUAUUGAAAAGAUUGGCAACUCCAAGGAUAACAAGCACGGCAACAACGGUAGGGCUGUUGACUUCUCCAAGUGGUCCAGAAUCAAACCCGACUCUCCCGAAGCCUGGGACUUCAUUUACAACAAAGAUGCUAGUGCUUAUUGGAAGACUCAAGACGGUGAUAAGAACGCCGCUACCCAGGUUCAUGUCGCCUCCACUGCCUGGCGCCGUGUUCAGAUCAGGGAGCCUGGUACCUAUAAGGUUGUUCUCAAGUACAACAAUGGCAAGACCACUGAGGCUGUCUGGACCGUCAACCCUGUCCAGAAGCGCAAGGCCAAGAACGUCAUUCUGUUCAUUGGUGAUGGUAUGUCUACUGCAAUGCUUACUGCUGCCCGCUUAAUCUCGAAGCCUCAUAUCAGUGGCAAGUACCAGAACCGCCUCCAUGUGGACAAGUUCCCUUUCCUUGGUCACGUCAUGACCCACUCUUUGGACUCUUUAAUCACUGACUCCGCCAAUUCCGCCUCCGCCUAUAAUACCGGUCACAAAUCCUCUGCUGGGGCCUUGGGUGUUUACCCCGAUUCUUCCCCCUCCCCCUUUGAUGACCCCAAGCAGGAACUCCUUGCUGAACUUAUGCGCCGCCGCUCCAAGAAGAACGGUGGCCCCGGAGGUGUCGGUAUCGUUACCACUGCCGAGGUUCAGGAUGCUACCCCCGCUGCCGUCUUCUCCCACACCCGCAACCGUGACGAGAAAGCUACCAUUGUUGACCAGAUGAUUCACGGCCGGAAUCCUGUUGUUGCUGAUGUCAUCCUCGGUGGUGGUGGAAAGUAUUUCCACGCCAAGAAUGGAGGCAAGUCUCUCAAUGGAACUGACUAUUACAGCGUCUAUGCUAAAGAGAAGGGUUACAAGGUUGUCAACGAUAAGGAUGCUCUUCUCAAGUAUAAGGGUGACGAUCCCUUGCUCGGAAUCUUCCACUCUGGCAACAUGGAUGUUUGGCUGGACCGCCAUGUCUACAAGGCUAACUUGAAGAAGCAGGGCACUGAUCCCACUGGUAAUGGUGGUUCCGCCCUUAACCAACCUGAUCUGGAUGAGAUGGUCAUCAAGGCUUUGGAAGUCUUGGACAAGCGUCACCGCAAGGAAGGAUGGUUCUUGAUGGCUGAGGCUGCCUCGGUUGAUAAAAUGAUGCACCCCCUUGACUACGACAGAGGUUUGGCAGAUGUCCUUGAGUUGGACAACACUGUUGGCAAGACCAAGGAAUGGCUCAAGCGCCACAAACUUGACAAGGAUACCUUGAUCCUCGUCACUGCUGAUCACGCUCACUCCUUCGAUGUCUACGGUUCCGUUGAUACUCAGUACUUCAACUCCUUCUCCAAGACCGAGGAAGAUGAAAAGAAGAACUCUAUUGGUACCUAUGAAAACUCUGGCUGGCCUUCAUAUGUUGAUGCUGAUGGCGAUGGUUUCCCUGACAACUGGGAGGUCCGAUACACUUUGGCUGCCGGUUCGGCUGGUUUCCCCACUCACCGUGAGGACUUCCAGGUCAAUGUCAACGGUACCCGUGUCCCCGCUGUCGUCAGAUCCAGCUCCCACCAUCACUUCUCAAUCUAUGAUGCUAACCCCGAAGAUUCCCUCAACGGUAUUCACAAGUCUGGCACUUUGCCUGCUAAUGAAGCUGUUGGUGUCCACUCUCUCCAGGAUGUCCCCAUCUUUGCCACUGGUCCUGGUGCUAAUCUUUUCUCUGGCGUCCAAGACAACACUGAGAUCUUCCACAAGAUCGCUCACCUUCUAGGUCUCGGCGAAGAGAACUAAAAAAAGAGUUUUGUAUUUUACAUAAUAUCAUUCGCCUUUCGCAUUCAUUUAUAUACCAUUUCUUUCCCUAAUUCAUAUUAACUUUGAAGAGAUGAAGAAGGAUACUAACAUUGCAUAGAGUACUGCCAACCUUCCCUUCUCCACAUUUUUAAUAAAUAUAAAUACUUGUACGUA